Molecule: messenger RNA, 962 nt
Organism: Actinia tenebrosa (Australian red waratah sea anemone)
Lineage: Eukaryota; Metazoa; Cnidaria; Anthozoa; Actiniaria; Actiniidae
Product: neo-calmodulin
Cellular component (GO): myosin II complex
Molecular function (GO): calcium ion binding
Source: RefSeq, a predicted model, not a curated record
CUGACUAAAUCUACAAACACAAGAUAGUAUUUUGAGUUCAUUUGACGCAGCGAAAGAAUACGACGAGGCUAGUAUCUACUAAGUACUUCCUCAGCUUCAAGAAGAAUACCAUGGGCCCAGAUGCAUUGGCUUUGACUGAACACCUGACAGAGACAGAGAUUCGAGAGUACAAAGAAGCUUUUACAGUCUUCGAUAAGGAUGGUGAUGGCACAGUUACAAUUAAAGAGUUGGCUACAGUGAUGAGAACACUAGGCGUCAACCCUUCCGAGGCUGAACUGAAGAAAAUCAUUGAGGAGGUUGAUGAAGACGGAAGUGGUACCAUGGACUUCACAGAAUUCCUCGUCGUCAUGUCUAAAAUGAAAAACAAUGACAAUACAGACAAAGAGCUUUACGAGGCCUUCUGUGUGUUUGACAAAGACGGCAAUGGCUUCAUCAGUCCAGACGAAAUGAAUAUGAUCUUUAGCAAUCUUGGAACUGCAAACAUUCCACACGAUGACCUUGAAGAGUUGAUGGAAGAGGCCGAUAUUGAUGGCGACGGGCAAAUAAAUUACGAAGAGUUUUACAAGAUGAUGGUGAAGCUCCGCUAGAUCGCUCAUUCAGACCACCUAAGAAAUUUGCACAUACACUCAACACAUACACUCACACCUAAACACAUGACCUAAACGAGUAUUAAUUAAAAACCUUUCUUCAUCAUUCCGAUUGAUAUUUAUUUUCUACUUGAAGAUAAGUAUAAGGAAUAAGCAACUCACCUUCAGACUAUUACGCAUGCUCAGAAAUUUGGCGGGAGACGUGUAAAGCAACCUUUCCUCGAAAAAAAGCCAUAAUCCAGACGAUGCUGAAGGAACUGAGUAAUUUAAUUAAAUGUCAGAAAUCUAGGAAAGAGGAGGGGAGGGGACUGGGGCUAUCGAACUUCACUUCACAAAGCACACGGAAUUUAAAUAAAAGAUCAUUGUAAAAGACAA